This is a messenger RNA of Scylla paramamosain (green mud crab), 3178 nucleotides long. RefSeq names its product annexin-B12-like. Bases 796 to 1851 code for a protein of 351 amino acids. Gene Ontology annotation, molecular function: calcium-dependent phospholipid binding; calcium ion binding. The record is from RefSeq and is a predicted model, not a curated record. Lineage: Eukaryota; Metazoa; Arthropoda; Malacostraca; Decapoda; Portunidae. Gene Ontology annotation, cellular component: cytoplasm. The transcript is spliced from 11 exons.
UAUGGAUAAUGUCUGCAAGUCAAUUAAAUUAUUGAGUCGCCCGCAACGCUGACUGUUGUUACGCAGCUAGUGACUUGCAGGUGGAUAUGCAUAUACACUGUGUCAAGGUCACGGUAUUAUAGAGACGUAUUCGGGAUGAUUACCGCGUGUGUGUGUGUGUGUGUGUGUGUGUGUGUGUUACCGAAAUGAAUCAGAAAGCAUGAUCGUACACAUGCCAAAUUCACACACACUCAUACAGAUCGAGAAAGUUCACUAAUAGACACGAGGAAUGGAUCUCUGAGAAGUGAAACCCUGAAGAACCAGCCAGUGAUCCGAGGAAUUUAAUAGUGGUGGGAAAGGAGAAGAAUAAGAAAAAGACAGAGAAGAUAAAGCCAGCAGUCGGCCUAACACAAAUGACACCAACACACCCGGAGAAGAGUGCACAACAAUCUUGACGGGAGUGCAAAACCAACUUCCAGAUCGUCACAGCGGCUGAACAUUCCAUCCCACCUGGAUACGACAAAUUGACAACACAACACAAGACAGCCUCAGUCGCCUGAACUUGAGCACGAACCCUCGAAUACCAUGGAACGUAGAAUUCUCAUAACAAACUAAGACGCGUGAGAGAAUGAGGGCGAGGGAUAGAGGAGGGAGAGGUGAGUUGGGGGAGAGAGGAGAAGCGCUUGUGAGAGAGGGAGAGGAGAGUGGGAGAGAGGCACUCACUUUCAGUCGCUCUCACCUCACCACCACCACCACAACCAACACCACCAUCACUGCCGUCACAACAACAACAACAACGACAGCGACAACGAAGCGAUGACUUACGGUGGCCCACAAGACUGUCCCUUCCCACAUGGGGCCGACGUGUGUGUGAGCGGUGCCUUGCCUGAGCCACCCCGUGUAGGAUUGCAGGUCUGGUACAUAGAUAGAUGGGGCACCAUCACAGCCAAUGAGAAUUUCGACGCCGAGAAAUCCUGCCUGAGGUUCCGCAAGGCGAUGAAGGGGCUGGGGACUGACUUCUCCGCCAUCACGAGGGAGACUGUGGCGCACGAGAACCUCCAGCGGCAGAUGAUCCGGGAGACUUACAUGAAGCACGGCAGGGACCUAAUCAAAGACCUGAAGAAGGAGCUUGGGGGGUCUUACGCAGACACAAUUCUUGCAUUGUUCGAGGCACCGUAUGAUCUGCUGGUGUCCGCCCUUCACUACGCGUUCAGGAGGGCGAGCACGGACGAGAAGGCUCUCACUGACAUCCUCUGCUGCCGCACCUCCGAGGAACUUGCGUCCAUAAAGGAACACUAUGAGAAUAGGUACAACAAGCCACUGGAUGACCAACUGGAGUCUGAGCUGAGUGGAGAGUUCCAGAUACUGAUGAGAAGUCUGGUGGCAGCGGACAGGGACCAGAGCCAGACGGUGGACGCUCCCAAAGCUAAAAGUGACGCCCAGAUGCUGUACGACGCAGGGGUGGGCAACAAGUCUGAGGAUGACACUGAGGACUUCAUCACAAUCUUCAACACGAGGAGCUACGCGCAGCUUCAGGAGACUUUCGAGGAGUAUCAGAGGUUGGCGGGGAGGCCCAUUGAGGACGCCAUCGAUACGGACUUCAGCGGGGACAUGCGCAAAGGACUCCUGGCCAUUGUUCAGCGUGUGCGGGAUCCUCUUGGAUUCUAUGCGGAGCGGCUCAACCAGACGAUGGCAGGGCCGGGCACGGACGACAAGGCGCUCAUCCGCAUCAUCGUGUCCCGCUCUGAGAUCGACUUGGCAGACAUCAAGGAGCGCUACAAGGAGAUGUACGACAGGGAGUUAGCGGAUGACGUGAGGGACGACACUAGCGGGGAAUACCAGAAGCUGCUACUUGCCAUCAUCAACAACUAGCAACACACCACUGCUAGUACCGGCUAGUCACGCCACACCUUGCUACACCACAACAGAGGGAGUGAUAAUCUGUUUCUCACCACUAGGGAUUCAACACCAGAACCUCUUUUACUAUUAAGAGGUAGCAAUAUCAUAAUCUUAAUCUUUUUACUGCGAUAUGUAGCAAUUCGCCUCACUAAAAGCAAAGCAUGGAAUCUUUAUAAGCAUCUACAAGAAUGAAGGGGAUAGAAAAGAUUAGAUAUUGCAAUGUCUAGCCACUACGAUGUUUAGAGGUGGCUGUAGCGUAAAACAAGCAAGGAUAUCAUAGAGUGUUUAGUAAUUACGGUGGAUGUAUCGAAGAGAAGUGAAAGGGUUAAUGGGAAAAGGCUUAGUGGACUUUCCCUCAUCACCAGUUGUUUGUAAUAUCACCAACACCACAUAAGCGUGACACAACACGCUCAUCUAGCAACACCAGUAACCAAAUACGAGAACUCGCUAUCACACACGACCAACAACACCUGCCAUCACCAGCUAGGAUCAUCGGCAGCACGCAGGAGGAACAGAAAAACUCCUUUUCAUCAUCAUCAUCACUACAACACUAAUAAUACAGUCACGGUCCAAUGUAGAGUAACACACCACAACACACUCACUCCCCCUGCGUUCGGUGUUCACCCUCAACCUGAAGUCCUCUGAUCUGUUGAGAAUCAUUCGUUGAGUUUUGUAAGACUGUCAGGGAACUUCAGGUUGAGUGCUGAAGGUUACGAGACUUGUGAACAUGACUGAAACCAGAGCCUGUUUUUCUCACCAGCUGUAGCAACACCACCACCACCACCAACACCAGGCUGGAGAAACAAAAUAAAUCGUCACUCUUGUUCUUAGCUACCACCACCAUCACCACCAGCACCACCUGCUAGCAAGAUCACUAACUACAGAACCAUCAGCUGCUUUUAAAUACCGUUAUUACCACUUUUAACGAGCUAAUUGACUGACAAAAGUAAACGAUGAAGAAAGAAACAAGUAAAGCACCAUUACUUACAUAUUUAUAAACUAGUUAAUUUAGAACCAUAGGAAGGCAGUAUCCACAAAACUUUCUAGACAUAAUGAUGAAGAGUUAAGUUAGAAAUAUAAUAUACUGUUUCUUUUGUAGUUUAUCAACUUAUUUAUUGAUUUAGCGGCGCCGCAACAAGAGGGUAACAAGACGCCACUUAAGGUUUGCAAAUUUAGUCAUGAUAAUUCUCGAAGCUUUAAGGAAAGUGCCUUAAUGAUGUCAAUAUUAAUACUGUUGUUAAUGUUAAUACUGAACUGUACGGAGGAAGGUUUAGAUUUUCAGUUAAAUAUCUCCAUCGUU